Rubroshorea leprosula is the source of this 632-nucleotide messenger RNA. Lineage: Eukaryota; Viridiplantae; Streptophyta; Magnoliopsida; Malvales; Dipterocarpaceae. The record is from the annotation of a GenBank genome assembly.
AGCAUCGAACAGCUCUUCAAUUCAACCUGUAGUCUCUCACUCACAUCCCAAAUCCAAUCCCAUCGACAACCUUCACAAACAAGGAGCAUUAGCAGCAUCAACAUGGCAAUAACGUUCUCAAAGUUAGUAACCGAAUCCGAUGUCAAGAAAAAUUUGUUGAUCCCAUCUUGUUCUGUGGGAUCGAGUAUACCGGAAGAAGGGCUUUUGUACAUGAAAGCUCUAGAUAAUACUGGAAAAGCUUGGAGUUUCCCCUAUACUUUUCACCAUGACGAGACAACUGGAACUAUGGUUUCUGUUUGUUGGGAUGAAUAUGUUCGUGAGAAAGGUGUCAGGGCAAAUGACAAGGUGGUUCUCAAGGAAAAAUCUGUGGCGGAGGGGACGAUUUUCAGGGUUGAAGUGAGGAGAAAGAUCAGAUUGUUUGGUGAGGAUAUUUGGGCAGAAAUAUGACUUUAGUAGGGGACUUAAUUAGUGUCCAAGGUACCAUUAUAGAAGUUCAUUAUUCUUUUUUACUAAUUAACCAAAAAUGAAUGUGUGAAAGGCGUGAUGAUUAAUUUGUUUGAUUCAAUGACAUAUAUAUGUAACUGGGUGUGUCAACAAUAAUAACAUGUACUGAAUAAUUUUUCUGAAAUUCA